This is a messenger RNA of Xyrauchen texanus (razorback sucker), 969 nucleotides long. RefSeq names its product mesogenin 1 (gene msgn1). Lineage: Eukaryota; Metazoa; Chordata; Actinopteri; Cypriniformes; Catostomidae. The transcript has a single exon. Gene Ontology annotation, cellular component: nucleus. Gene Ontology annotation, molecular function: DNA-binding transcription factor activity, RNA polymerase II-specific; protein dimerization activity; RNA polymerase II cis-regulatory region sequence-specific DNA binding. Gene Ontology annotation, biological process: mesoderm formation; regulation of transcription by RNA polymerase II. Bases 361 to 810 code for a protein of 149 amino acids. The record is from RefSeq and is a predicted model, not a curated record.
UACAGUGCUGAUCUUCGUUUCAGGACAUGAUAUUGAUGAAACUGAUUGAAGAUCUCCCAAUAUCUGCUUUACAGGAGUUCUUCUAGUGCGUCUCUGAGAGUGUUUCUGUGUGUCUGAUCACAUCAGUCUGUGAACUGUUGCCGUGUCGACUUAAAGAGUCAUUUCCCACAAAAGGGAAUCUAAUUAUUUUCUUUUCUCUUACACGUUAACCACCAACAUCUCCUUAUUCACACCCGGGUGCCAAACGCGCGUCCAUCCUGCCACUCGCGUCUCUUUGAACAUUGCGCUCGUAAAGAACGGGGGGUAUAAAACUGAAGUUUCACCCCUCACUGGGGCAUUUUCUCCACGACUGAUCCUCGAAUGGAUAACCUGAGAGAGGGCUUGGCACAGAUGGACUCUGCUGUGGAAAUCGAUGUGACCACGGCGAGGAUGUUGUCCCAGUGGAACUGGAGCGGAGAGGAGAGGACGUUUGGAGACUGCAGCGCGUCCUCACCGGAGUCCUCUUUUGAUUCCAUGUGCUCCUCACCGGAGAUGCGCUCCAGUCCCGGUGAACGCCGCACAUACGGACCCAAACACACCCUCGUCUGUGAGCAGCAGAAGCCCAAAGUGAAGAUGAGUAUGAAGAGACGGAUGAAGGCGAGUGAGAGGGAGAAGCUCCGCAUGAGGAGUCUGGCGGAGGCGCUGCAUCAGCUCCGGGAUUACCUGCCGCCGGUGUACAGCCGCAGAGGACAACCGCUCACCAAGAUCCAGACCCUCAAAUACACCAUCCAGUACAUCAAAGAACUCUCUAGCAUCCUCGACCAAGACUAAAGACAGAUUCAAAGAUGGGGUGUGUGUACAGGUCUCUGUUCUUGGACAUUUCAUUGACACUUAUGAGCAGAAAUGACACGUGAUCUGAACCUGCUGUUGUACAGAAUAUCUUUCUUUCUUUCUUUUUGUUUGUUUUUGUUUUGUUUAUCCACUCAAUAG